This is a messenger RNA of Xenopus laevis (African clawed frog), 1717 nucleotides long. RefSeq lists its product as uncharacterized. The transcript has a single exon. The record is from RefSeq and is a predicted model, not a curated record. The coding region runs from base 563 to 1645 and encodes 360 amino acids. Lineage: Eukaryota; Metazoa; Chordata; Amphibia; Anura; Pipidae.
UGCCUCCUGUGAAUUUGGUACAUUCCUGGAUCAGGCUUUGCGAGAUAAGUUUGUGUGUGGCCUCCAUGAUGAGUUCUACCUGCAUAAGCUGCUAAAUGAAACAGAUCUCACCUUCAAGUCUGCUUGUAACAUUGCCUUGGCUAUAGAAUUAACCAGGAGUGACUCUCAGCAAUUCAAAGAGCUAAAUAGUUGUUCAUUUACAGAUCUCCCUAAAAUAACUACAUGGUCUAAACCCACUUCAUCAAAUUCACCACAGCCACCUACAGUGUCAGUUACAGGCGAGCAAGCAUUUCAGACACAAAGGGUCAAUUCAUGCUACCGCUGUGGGGGCCCGCAUCAGCAACAGAACUGCAGAUAUAAAUCAGAAACCUGUAGAAAUUGUGGGAAGUUAGGUCACAUUGCUCGUGUCUGCAGGAGCAAACCAGGCAGGCGCAGGGCGCAAUACGUGACUAAUUGUGACAGUCAGGAAAGUGACUGCACAGACUUGAAUACAGUCAAUACUACGCAUGGGGGAGAUGAUGGCAUACAUAUUAAGCUGGAAAUUGAUGGGCAUCCAGUAAACAUGUUACUGGACACAGGUGCAUCUGUAUCACUAAUAUCAGAGUUUGUUUACAAGAAUUGUUUAGGUGGAAUUGCAUUGCAGAACUCACCUUCACACCUCACGUCUUAUACUGGAGAGAAGAUUCCUGUACUUGGACAGAUCCAAGCGCCAGUCACAUAUGAAGGUCAGUCAUUUAUAUUGCCUUUAGUGGUUGUGAAGGGUGACAGGCCCACUCUUUUGGGCAGAAAUUGGUUGAAGCACUUAAAGCUGAAUUGGGCUAAAAUAUUUACUAUCAAACAAACUGAAGCUACCUUUCACAAAAAUCUGGAACAGGUCCUGAGUAAACAUGACUCUCUCUUUAAGGAAGACUUUGGCAGUAUUAAGGGGCUAAAGGCAACUAUCACUGUAACUUCAGGUGCAAAGCCCAUUUUUCAUAAGCCACGUCCUUUGCCAUAUGCCCUUAAAGAACCUGUGGAGAAAGAACUAGAAAGAAUGGAACAUUAUGGUAUUGUGUCACGUGUCAAAUACAGCAGCUGGGCUGCCCCAAUUGUAGUGGUCCCCAAAAAGGACAAAACUAGUAGACUUUGUGGUGACUACAAGGUCACUGUCAAUCGCUGUAUUGAACCAGAACCUUACCCACUACCAAAUGUAGAGGACUUGUUUGCUACACUUGCUGGAGGUAAAUAUUUUAGCAAGAUUGAUUUAUCAAAUGCCUAUCAACAGCUAGAGCUGGACCCAGAUUCAAAGACAUUCCUUACCAUCAACACACACAAGGGUUUAUUCCAAUACCAGCGCUUACCAUUUGGAGUAUCUACAGCACCAGCAAUUUUUCAGCAUGCAAUGGAUCAGAUUCUUCAAGGAAUCGAUCAUGUGGUCUGUUUUCUGGAUGACAUUUUAAUUACAGGUUCAUCUGUUGAAGAGCAUUUGGCAUUGUUAGAUAAGGUGUUAUCAAAAUUAAAAGCAUCUGGGGUGCGAGUAAAAUUGUCCAAGUGUCACUUUCUCCAGGAGUCUGUAGAAUACUUAGGAUACCGCAUAGAUGCACAAGGUCUUCACCCAACAGAAACAAAGUUAUCUUUAUGGAAGGAAGUUUUCACUGGUCACUGAUCACAAACCACUUCUGGCCAUUCUUGGGCCAAAAUCAGCAAUUCCAACACUGGCAGCACUUCGAAUGCAAAG